AUGGAUUCGGAUGACAGGUGGCAGCCAUCCGGCGGGUAUGAGGGCUCCGAGUCCCAGAGUGAAAUCGCCUUUCCAUUGCCGCGGACUCCUAAAUCACGGAGAUCGGAGUUCGCAAUCGAAGCAGAGUACAGCAUGAGCUGGGUUUUAGACCCUCCCUGGUCACUGCGUAAGCCGAGACGGCGACGGUACCGACCACAGGCAGACCCCGAAUUCUGGGAGCCGGAUGAGGACACCAGCCACACUUUCGUCUGGCCGCAGGAAGACGACGGCAGUGUGAAAGAGGAAGACCACAGCAGCAGCAGCAGCACCACGCUUCCAUCCGAGAAGGAGGAGGGGGAGGAGUUCCUGCGCGACACUACGGCGAGUGAAGAGGCGGCGGAGCGCUCCGCCGCGAGGACGCCGCUGACGCUGAGAUCGAGUCUGGCAGCGGCUCUCGGCACAGUGUGCAGCUACAUUUGCGGCGUCUGA
This is a messenger RNA of Symbiodinium natans, 468 nucleotides long. The record is from the annotation of a GenBank genome assembly. Lineage: Eukaryota; Dinophyceae; Suessiales; Symbiodiniaceae.